Sinocyclocheilus grahami is the source of this 1039-nucleotide messenger RNA. RefSeq names its product guanine nucleotide-binding protein subunit beta-like protein 1. The annotation marks the transcript as partial. The record is from RefSeq and is a predicted model, not a curated record. Gene Ontology annotation, molecular function: protein binding. NCBI's taxonomy places the organism in Eukaryota, Metazoa, Chordata, Actinopteri, Cypriniformes, Cyprinidae. The transcript has 4 exons.
UGGUGGGCUUGUGUUUAUGUGUCUGUGGCUGUCAGUCAGGGCCGGGACUUGCAUGUGUGUGUGUGGGAUCUGUCUGAAGACCGCAGAACAGUGACAGACUCUCUCCUAACGGGCAGUGUGGGGUUCUGUCAGUGCUCUCUGCUGGAGACCCGACCCGGAGACGCUCUACUGGCCCAUCCCACAGAAAACAUGGAGGAGGUGAGUGUGGUGGAGGUGAAGAGCUGGACUCCAGUUUGCACUCUGAAACCAGAUUCAAAGCUGGGGAUGCUCAUGUGUAUGAAGAUGUGGCAGGCGGAUUCUGGUCCGGUUCUGUGUGCCGGUUAUGAGGACGGCUCUCUGGUGUUAUGGGAUGUUUCCCAUCGCCGUCCGUUCAGCUGUCUGAAGGCACAUCCUGAGCCAGUCAUGUGUCUAGACAUUGAUGUAUGCAAGCAGAAAGGCAUCUCGGGGUCUUCAGAGAAGAUCCUCCAAUCCUGGACCCUUGACAACCAGCAAAACCUUCAGAUGCACGACUCUGUUCAGAUGACCAAUCCUGGGGUCUCCCAGCUGCGUAUCCGUGUCGAUGGAAAGAUCUUCGCUACGGCGGGAUGGGACAACAUCAUCAGAGUGUUUGGCUGGAAGAAACUGAAGCCAUUGGCUGUUCUGCAACAUCAUACUGACAUGGUGAAUAGUGUGGCCUUCUCAGACCAUCAGGACCCCCCACAGAGACUUCUGGCCGCAGGGUCCAAGGACCAGCGGAUCAGUGUGUGGUCUAUAUAUAGUGAAAGUUGAGUUUGAAAGACAGAGGCCCACUUUACCAUUUCCUUCAAACUGAUUGUUGCAAAUUACUCUGACUUUAUUUACAUACUUGAAUGUGGUGCUAAUAUAUUUUCUUUGAAUGAAAGUGCCUAAAUUAGUGGCUGACUGCCAAUCAGAGGCGGAGCUACAACAUAAUCUCAUUUAGCAAGAUGUGCGGCAGUUUUUUUUUUUUUUUGUAUAAUAGGUCUUGUGUUUGCAUACAAGGUUCUUAAGUUAGGAUGGGAACUGAGAAUAAAUUAUUUCA